This is a messenger RNA of Ciona intestinalis (vase tunicate), 3749 nucleotides long. Lineage: Eukaryota; Metazoa; Chordata; Ascidiacea; Phlebobranchia; Cionidae. The record is from RefSeq and is a predicted model, not a curated record.
UUCUGCAUAUACAAUAUAGAAGUUCCAGGUUAUAUACGAUUUAAUAUUCCACACAGGAGAAUUCCUAUUAACCAAGUAUACUGAAUAUUAAAGUUGUUUCUUGGUUUCUUAUGUGCUGAAGUAAGUGAUAACUCUCAACACCAUGUAUGACGAUGAUGACUUGGAUUUACAAGCUGAGGAAGAGGAAGAAAUUUCCCCCGAGAUGUGGCAGGAGGCUUGCUGGAUUGUUAUAAGUUCCUACUUUGAUGAGAAAGGUUUGGUACGUCAACAACUCGAUUCUUUCGAUGAAUUCAUCCAAAUGUCAGUGCAACGUAUCGUAGAAGAUGCUCCAAUUAUUGAACUACAAGCAGAGUCCCAACAUACAUCAACAGAAGUCUCAGUGCCUACAAAAUAUUUGUUGAAGUUUGAACAAAUUUAUUUAUCGAAACCAACACAUUGGGAGAAAGAUGGAGCGCCUAGUCCUAUGAUGCCUAAUGAGGCAAGAUUGCGAAACCUGACAUACUCAGCACCAUUGUACGUUGACAUCACAAAGACAGUCGUUAAACACGAAGCACAGCCGGUUGAAACACAACAUCAGAAAACCUUUAUUGGCAAAAUCCCCAUCAUGUUAAGAUCAACUUAUUGCUUGUUAAGUGGACUCACUGAUCGUGAUUUAACUGAGUUGAAUGAAUGUCCACUUGAUCCAGGAGGUUAUUUUAUCAUUAAUGGAUCAGAAAAGGUGUUGAUUGCUCAAGAGAAGAUGGCCACAAACACAGUCUAUGUUUUCAAGAAAAAAGAUUCAAAAUAUGCUUUCACCAGUGAGAUUAGGAGUUCACUUGAAAAUAGUUCUCGACCAACAAGUUCUAUGUGGGUUAACAUGUUGGCUAGAGGCGGCCAGGGUGUAAAGAAGAGUGCCAUCGGACAACGCAUCACUGCAAUCAUCCCGUACAUUCGACAAGAGAUUCCGAUCAUCAUCGUGUUUCGAGCUCUUGGUUUCGUAUCAGAUCGUGAUAUCUUGGAGCAUAUUAUUUAUGAUUUUGAUGAUCCAGAAAUGAUGGAAAUGGUUAAACCUUCAUUGGACGAAGCGUUUGUCAUCCAGGAGCAAAAUGUUGCGUUGAAUUUUAUUGGUAGCAGAGGUGCAAAGCCUGGUGUUACAAAGGAAAAGAGAAUUAAAUAUGCGAGAGAAAUUCUACAGAAGGAGAUGUUGCCACAUGUUGGUAUCAGUGACUUCUGUGAGACAAAGAAAGCUUAUUUUCUUGGUUACAUGGUGCAUCGUCUACUGUCGGCUGCUCUUGGAAGAAGAGAGCUGGAUGACAGGGAUCAUUAUGGAAACAAGAGAUUGGAUCUUGCAGGUCCUCUUCUCGCGUUUCUCUUCCGUGGUUUGUUCCGUAACUUAAUGAAAGAAGUUCGACUUUAUGCGCAGAAGUUUAUCGACCGUGGAAAGGAUUUCAACCUUGAACUUGCAAUAAAAACCCGAAUAAUCACGGAUGGCUUAAAAUAUUCGCUCGCUACUGGUAACUGGGGAGAUCAGAAGAAAGCUCACCAAGCAAGAGCUGGAGUUUCGCAGGUAUUGAACCGGUUAACUUACGCAUCCACGUUAUCCCAUCUACGUCGAUUAAAUUCACCCAUCGGACGUGACGGGAAACUUGCAAAACCGCGUCAACUACACAACUCACUGUGGGGGAUGAUAUGUCCGGCUGAAACACCUGAGGGCCACGCUGUGGGAUUAGUGAAGAACCUUGCAUUAAUGGCUUAUAUAUCUGUUGGUUCACAACCAAGUCCUAUAUUGGAGUUUCUUGAGGAAUGGUCCAUGGAAAACUUGGAAGAAAUAUCUCCUUCUGCUAUUGCAAAUGCCACGAAGAUAUUUGUGAAUGGAUGUUGGGUAGGCAUCCAUAGAGAUCCUGAACAACUAAUGAACACACUACGAAAGCUACGAAGACAGAUGGAUAUUAUUGUGUCAGAAGUUUCUAUGGUUCGUGAUAUUCGUGAGCGUGAGAUUCGUAUUUACACGGACGCCGGUCGUAUUUGCCGACCUUUGCUUAUUGUGGAAAAUCAGAAGCUGCUUCUUAAAACGAGACAUAUUGAUCAACUUAAGGAGGAUUAUAAUAGUUACAGUUGGCAAGACUUAGUAGCAAGUGGUGUAGUUGAAUAUAUUGACCCACUUGAAGAAGAGACGAUCAUGUUAGCGAUGUUUCCUGAAGAUUUACAAGAUAAAGGUGAACAAUACUGUAGCACGUACACACAUUGUGAGAUUCACCCUGCCAUGAUACUUGGUGUGUGCGCUUCUAUUAUCCCGUUCCCUGAUCAUAACCAGUCCCCAAGAAACACUUACCAGAGUGCUAUGGGCAAGCAAGCCAUGGGAGUUUACAUCACCAACUUCCAUGUACGUAUGGACACACUCGCACACGUGCUUUACUAUCCACAAAAACCUCUCGUAACCACUCGUUCAAUGGAAUAUCUUCGGUUCCGUGAAUUACCAGCCGGUAUCAACGCUAUAGUAGCCAUCUCUACAUAUACAGGAUAUAAUCAAGAAGAUUCAAUUAUUGUCAAUAAAAGUUCGGUGGAUCGUGGGUUUUUCAGAUCUGUGUUCUACCGAUCCUACAAAGAUGCUGAAAACAAGAGCGCUUACGAUCAAGAGGAAACAUUUGAACGGCCUGAGCGUUCAUUCUGCACCGGGAUGCGACACGCGAUAUAUGAUAAGUUGGAUGAUGAUGGAUUGGUAUCGCCAGGUAUUCGUGUGUCCGGAGACGACGUUGUGAUUGGAAAGACGGUGAUGUUGCCAGAGAACGAAGACGAGUUGGAAGGAACGACCCAAAGAUUUAAGAAGAGAGAUGUUUCAACUUUCCUCAGGACUAGUGAGACUGGAAUCGUGGAUCAGGUGAUGAUAAGCAUCAACCAGGAUGGUUACAAGUUUACAAAGAUACGAGUACGAUCUGUAAGAGUCCCACAAAUAGGAGAUAAAUUUGCAAGUAGGCACGGACAGAAAGGAACAUGUGGUAUCACUUACAGAGCUGAGGAUAUGCCAUUCACGAGCGAGGGUGUUCAACCUGAUCUUAUCGUUAAUCCUCACGCUAUCCCAUCUCGUAUGACCAUUGGCCAUUUAAUUGAAUGCAUACAGGGCAAAGUGUCAGCAAAUAAAGGAGAAAUAGGAGAUGCCACUCCAUUCAAUGACACUGUUAAUGUACAGAAGAUAUCAAACUUAUUGCAUGAAUAUGGAUACCAGCAGCGUGGAAAUGAGGUGUUGUACAACGGACACACAGGUCGCAAACUCAACACCCAAGUUUUCUUCGGUCCAACUUAUUAUCAGCGGUUAAAACAUAUGGUGGACGACAAGAUUCAUUCUCGAGCACGAGGUCCCGUGCAAAUAUUGAACCGACAACCCAUGGAGGGUAGAUCAAGGGACGGUGGUUUGAGGUUCGGGGAGAUGGAAAGAGAUUGUCAAAUCGCUCAUGGUGCAGCUCAGUUCUUACGUGAAAGAUUAUUUGAAGCAUCUGACCCGUAUCGUGUUCAUGUUUGUAACUUGUGUGGACUUAUCGCAAUCGCUAAUCUAAGGUCUCACACCUUUGAAUGCAGGGGUUGUAAGAACAAAACACACAUUUCACAGGUACGGAUGCCAUACGCUUGCAAACUUUUGUUCCAAGAACUCAUGUCGAUGUCAAUCGCUCCUCGUAUGAUGGUCACGUGAUACCAUGACGUCUUCACUGCCAAAAUCAUUCAACCAUGAAAACAGUUUUGAACUUUUUAAUAAAAGCAUCUUGUGAAUAUUGUUA